Molecule: messenger RNA, 316 nt
Organism: Staurois parvus
Lineage: Eukaryota; Metazoa; Chordata; Amphibia; Anura; Ranidae
Source: the annotation of a GenBank genome assembly
AUGCUCGUAGCUUUCGAUUUCUUAGACUAUAGAGAUGAUUGGCACUAUUCCAGUCUCCAAUCAGCUCUAUGGUCAGCAGGCAGAAGCACCAGCUGUAUUCUCAGGUCCCCCGAUGGUACGGGACUGCCCAAGAAGGCCGUGGAGGGCAGCGGGGGGGGGGGGGCAUAAUAUUCCGCUGCUUGUAAAAGUAAUCCUGCAGACAUCAUCCUGGUAUAACCAUUCGAAGUCCAGUGAUGUACCAGUACGUCGCUGUUCCUGGUUGUGGAUAUAUGCUAUGUUUUUGCGUUUUUUUUUGUAUGCAGCCUGUGGGCUGAAU